AUGCUCUCCGGAGGAGAUCUAGAUCUCCAACUAGCGCUGACCUUGCUGCUGGCUCUCUUUGAAUGGGAAUCAGGUAGCGUGGAGGCAUGCUUUAUGCACAUAACAGGUGCUGAUGCUCUUUCGCUCACCUCACACGAUCAAAUCAGCAAGACAUCGUCCGGUUUACGGCUCCUCGGCAGCUGGGCAGAGAUGCGAACGCAGAAAAAUGGACAUAAGCUACCAUUUAGGCCCCUUGAUGAGGAGCUCAUCGGUGACCGAACCACACAGACAAUGAUACUCUCAAAACGGAUCGCCGGCCACAGUAUCCCCAGUCUUUCUUUUCUUCUUACCGAGGCUUAUUGUUUGCGUAACCGCUUGGUAUUGCAGAGCUGCAUGAACCUGAACGGUAUUGAUAGUGAAAGUACUCUUCGAAUCUGCAGGGCCUGGUACUCGCGUGCUUUCGAUUUCACCUUCGAAGAGUAUCCAGAAACAGAGGUCCAUAGCACAUUGAGCCUUGAAGACCUCUUAUUUAGACUUUCUACGACACGAUGGCUGCUAGAAGAAUGGCGCGCCGCUCUUCCCGCAAAAGCGCUCCCAUCACCGCUCCAAACCUCAGUUAUCUAUACUCUUCGACCCACUCGUUUACAUCCUGCACCGGUCCUUCAGCUUACCCGUUUCAUAUUCCAGGAAUGCGGGGCUGCAAUCCAAUUUCUUCGAUAUCAAAUCGGGUGCUUCCUGUCAUCCCGCGAUAUCCUAGACUCUUAUCUAACUCGCAGUCGACCACCUCUUCCGAAUGAGCCAUUGGGCCCUGAAGCAACACUGAUUUUGUCUAUCAUCGAGAGCUUAGACCCAUCGGAAGACAGUCUGCACUACACCUUCGAUGAGGGCAUCCUGUGGAUCUUGAACGUCCUUCCUGUCUGCAUCCCGGAUAUUCGCGUCACUUCCUACCUUCUAGAUAUCAUAUUGCCACGACUUGAGCAUUAUGGAAGCUUCAAGCCUCUGCUAUUCGACUUGAAAACUAGACAGAUGCUCGUCGGUAUUCAUUCCGAAAUCGAGGCUGGCCGGUUGCCUUUGCUUUACGACCCGAAUGUAUUGAUAACUGAUGACAUUGCGUUGAAUAAUAACCGUCUGGGGAGCAAAGCGGCGGUUUUGGGGCGCACCCUUGAAGGCGGAUCUUUUCAAGACGUGGUGGAGCUACCGCCAGUAGCUGUUUCUCGAGGGACCUUCAUUCAAUAA
Messenger RNA from Penicillium cataractarum, 1215 nucleotides. RefSeq lists its product as uncharacterized. Bases 1 to 1215 code for a protein of 404 amino acids. Lineage: Eukaryota; Fungi; Ascomycota; Eurotiomycetes; Eurotiales; Aspergillaceae. The record is from RefSeq and is a predicted model, not a curated record. The transcript has a single exon.